Molecule: messenger RNA, 1789 nt
Organism: Camellia sinensis
Lineage: Eukaryota; Viridiplantae; Streptophyta; Magnoliopsida; Ericales; Theaceae
Source: RefSeq, a predicted model, not a curated record
AUGUUCGACUAAAAAAUUAUGCUGUAAUUUCAUUAAAACUUGAUGGUAUGCAUGGGCUUCUUGGUAGUUUAGAAUUUCCAAAUCUUAAGCUUCUACAGCUGGAUUGCGAUGCUAGAUUACCACGAAUCUCAUAUGAUCUCAACAAAAGAAUGGAGGUCAAAGCACAAGAGACCCAAGAUAGUUUCUACCAAGGAAUGAAAGAACUUAAAGUGCUAGCUUUAUCCUAUAUGUUCAGCUCAUUGCCGACAUCAUUUGGAUGCUUGAUCAACCUCCGAACCUUGUCACUUUUUCGUUGCCGACUUAUUGAUGAUGAUAUCUCUGUAAUUGGAGCAUUAGAGAAUCUAGAAAUUUGAGCUUUGCUGGCUCUUAUAUCAAGGAAUUGCCAAAGGAAAUAAUAGGUCACCUUGCUCACUUGAAGGUACUUGAUUUGUUGGGAUGUAUAGUGGAAAGGAUUUACCCCGGGGUUUUGUCAAGCUUAUUAAAGCUAGAAGAGCUGUAUUGGAACCACCUUUCAACAGUGCUGUAAAGUUGAAGAAAGCAAAGAAGGUGCUAAAGCGAUUAUCGAUGAGCUGGUGUCCUUGUCCAAUUUGGCGGCUUUGGAUAUUGCUCUAAUAAACAUUACCUUCUGGCCGAGAGGUUUGGUCGUUGAGAAGGUAAAAAAGUUUAAUAUAGUUGGCGUCUAUGACUUUGACUACAUCCUUGACCCUUGUUAUUCAUUAUCAAAUCUGUUGGAGCUCCAAGUUCAAAAUGUGAGUGACAUUAUUGAAACAAGGCUUAAUUUGCUGUUGAAAGGCACUGAAAUUCUGGAUGUAAACUCAAGAACAAAAGGUUUGAAAAUUCUGUGUGAUUUGGUCGACAAAGAUGGGUUUGAAUGCUUAAUGAAGUUGAGCCUACGAUAUGAUUUGGAAUACCUCAUCAAUACAGCAGAUGGGGUUCCACAGAGUGCUUUCCUUGUGUUAGAGUUUCUGAAUCUUCAUGGUCUACGUAAUUUCAAAGGGAGCUAGUCAUGAAUGCCGACUACCGAACAAGGCUUUCAGUGCAUCGAAAGUGUUGGUAAUGGAAUUCUUGUCUGAACUGACAAAUUUGUGGAAGGUUCCCACCCAACUUGUAUGGCUUGGCAACCUGAUGUCUGUACAUGUGUGGCAUUGUGAGAAACUGGAAAGUAUGUUCUCACUUUUCAUAGCUAGAGAUCUACUGCAACUGCAGGACCUUUCCAUAGGACGCUGUGAUAUGAUGGAAAUUAUUGUUUGGAGUGAAGGAGGAGAGCAUGAAAUAGCAACAGAUAAAAUUGAGUUUCCUAAACUAAAGCAAUUGCAUCUUAGAAACCUGCCAAGUUUUACUGCUAUCUGCAAAGCUAUGAAUAUAAUUGAGCUGCCACAACCGAGUUACUUGGCACUGUGGGAAAUACCAAAGCUGAAGCGUCUCUGCCUGCUUCAGAUUCAGAGAGUAAUUGUGAUCCCAUCAUUCAACCCCUCUUCAACAAGAAGGUGAAGCAAAUGUUGAUUGCAAUUAUGAUGGAAUCUGACGUGAAGCUAACUGAUGAACUUGUUGAGGCUAUUAUCGACAAGGUGAGAGUUUCUCCAAUUUAAAGUGUUUUCCCUUCGAAUUAUUGCAUCCCAGAUUGGAUGUUGAUGGCACCAGAAAAUGACUUUUAGGAAGUAAGACAAAUCAUUUUUAGGCAUCCUUAUAGUCAUUCAAUUGGUCAUGAGUUAGUGCUGAUGGAGACAUGGAGUAGCAUCUAUGCUUAGUUCAAGUUAGACUUCCUCAACGGAGUGCUUAAUUGAGGCAU